Molecule: messenger RNA, 516 nt
Organism: Myzus persicae (green peach aphid)
Lineage: Eukaryota; Metazoa; Arthropoda; Insecta; Hemiptera; Aphididae
Exons: 2
Coding region: 1-516 (171 amino acids)
Source: RefSeq, a predicted model, not a curated record
AUGGAAACCCGCGGUGGCCGUGGUGAUGCAGGAAUGGACCCGAUGGUAACCGUGGUUGGUCCUAGACUCGCUAUGGAACCAGUUGUGACUUAUGCAUGCUGUACUUGGGCUACAACAGCAGGAGAUGAGAAUAAACUUAAUAUAUUUGAAAGGAAGGUGUUAAGAAAAAUCUAUGGUCCCGUAUAUAAUCCUGAUACCCAAGUGUGGGAGAGAAGGUCAAACGAACAAAUACAACAAUUAUAUGGAAAAGGAAAUAUAGUACAAUUUGUAAAAGGCACUAGGAUGGAGUGGGCUGGUCACGUUUGGAGAGCGGAUAAUAGUAUUGUCAAGAAGGUAAUUGUAAACAACUUAAACAGGAAAAGACCUCGCGGCAGACCGAAGCAGCGUUGGAUAGAUGCAGUCAAAAGAGAUAUCCAGGAGUUAAGACCAGAUUGGCAUGGAGACCUAAUGCAUGCAUAUAAUAGAGAAGAGUGGAAGAAUUUGAUAUUGGCAGCAAAGGGCCUAAAUGGCCUAUAA